GUUUGUACUCACGUGUAGCACAUGUUUGUUCAAAUUAACAAUUACAUUUUGGUUGGUGAUGCAUGUUAAGUAGUCACUUAGCAUUCAAAACUUGUUCAUAUUCAGGACAAACAUAUCAGUUUUUUUUGUUUUCACUGUGUUAGUUCAAGUAGUUACUUGUUUUUAGUAAUUGAGGUGUGAAAGUGAUUCAUACAUUCACACUUACACGUACAUACUUCACACCUCAUAUGUACAUGAAGACCAGAAAUAUAAUGUUGCAAAUCUGUACUUCCUCAUUUUCAAAAAUCACAGUUAUUUGUAUAUUUUUUAUUUCAUCCUUUGUGUAGUGAUGGGUGACAGUGACUUCGAGUCCCCGCAUCCCCUUGUACCUUCAGCUUCUAAUGGCCUGCAUAACGAGGAAUUAGCAGGCAAAAGAUAUUUGGACAAAGCCAUUGUGAAUGUCGAUUUAAAAAGGAAGGUCAAUACCUUUUGUAGGUUGUAUGAUGCCAUCAAUCUAGUUAGGUCUAAAUUACUUCCUUAUCAGGUUGAACUGUUUAGGAAAACUGUUUUUGGGAAAUUUCUAGAUGCCAAGGAGAUGUUAUGUUCCGGGCUACUUUUGCAUUUUCUUCGGGGUAACUUGCUUGACGUUGAAGUAGGCAACAAUCAGUGUCCUAGGGAUUUUGUUUUUGAAAUUGAGGGUAGGAGGGUAGUGUUCUCUAUAUCUCACUUGGCUGAAUUUUUUGGAUUCAAUGUCGUUGAUAACAUUCCUCAAGUAGACAAUGAAGUCACUGACAGGGGUCGUAUAUGGGAAAAAUACUUCCCCUCUUGCUCUAAAUCUGUAAAGCGAAAUGCUAUUAAGCAAGUCUUACAAUCUAUAAAAAGGGGUAGUGUGUCGGAUAACGACAUAGUUAAGUUGUCUCUCCUACAUGUCUUAUCUCAAUCUUUUUUAGCGGCUGAAGGUCAAGUCACUGUCAAAGGUAAGUACCUUAAUCUGGUAGAUAACUUGGAAAACUUUAACAAGUAUCCAUGGGGACGUGUUGUAUGGGAUGACAUGGAUACCUAUUUUAGAGCAUCUGUUGCAAGCAUGAAGUCCAAUCCUGAGCACUACAAUAUAUAUGGAUGUGUCCUUGCUCUUCAAAUUUGGGCUUUCGAGUGUUUCCCAAUCCUGACAGACAUUGAACUAGCUCAAUGUGUUGACCCAACUGCCCGUCCGCUUUGCUUGAAAUGGACUUCCACAACAAAAACAACUGCAGAUGUUUUAAAGAACACCAUUUUCUGUAAGAAGCAUUUUGCAUUUGUUCCAAUGCAAAUCCAGAAUGCAGUCCUUGGUGAAUGUUCUCGUGCUACAAAAAAGUCCAAAAAGUGCGCCCUGUCAACUCCUACUGCCACAAUUUCCUCUUCAUCACCCCGACACGCCCCAAAUCCCUCUACCACACUUCAUAACCGUACUCCCAGUUUAUCAUCUCGCACUCAGCCUACCAAACUCAUCCCCCAACCUCUCUUUGUUGCACCAAUAUCAACCUCACCUAUGUGUACCAGGUCGAAGACCAAUGUUUCCAAACAAAACCAAAUUAUCACAAUCCAGUCACCUAAUGCCCAUCCAGGUUCAUCUUCCUGCGCAGAUGUGACUUCCCAUGAUGAGCUGAGAGAACGAGUCCAUACACUUGAAAAACAGCUCAUCACAGUUAACAAGGACAUUCUUUUAUAUCAUAAGAAGUUUGACCUUCAAGAGGCUGCCAUUGCGAAGCUGCGUGCUGUUGUGGAGAAGUUGGAGUCUACCACAACUUUUACAAAUAACACUGUCCAACCAACUGUCCAUUCAAAUCCUUCACCACCACAACAAACUGAUUCUCAUGAAACCAGAGUUCCUGUUCCUUCGGACGCCCCAUCUUUUCAAAUCUCACUCACACCUACUGUCCCCUGGGAACCAUGUGCAGGCAAUGAUGAAUUGGGGUGGACUCAAGCCAUUGACAUUGCAUAUGAUAUGCUUGAGGGGAAUGUCAAUGGAUGCUUACCACAGCCCGAUCGAAGCACGCCAUCGACUGUGAAGAUGACAACAACACCCUCAGUUUCCAAACACGAUAAGUUUCAAACAGGCUCAGCUGAUAGAGGAUGCUCUUACGGCGCUACUGAAAUCAGUUUCAAUAAUAUGGAGGUUGAAUCAGUCUCACUUCAUAACUCUGUCUCAAUGAAUGUGCUCUCACAAGUUAACAACCGCCCAAAACGCAAAGUUGUCGAACCCUCCCGCUUCACACCAGGGUCACAGGCUAUUAGAAAAACUAAACAAUCAACUGCUCCCUCCACUGCGAACCCACUUGCCGGAAGCCCAUUCACUUUGAUCACAAAUUCUACUAAACGACAAGAAUUUCACAAAUACAUGAUGAAGGGUAUCAUUAGAGGUCAGCGGUCUGCUAACAAUGCCCACCAUUACACGCCCGACGUCGACAAAGACUUCUUGCUUGAACUGGAUCCUGGGUUGACUAUUGAAUGUAAGUCAUGGCUAUAUAAGUUGUAUCAAUCUGGGCAGUGGCUAGAUGCCACGCAUGUCAACUGCAUUUUUUUCUACCUACGUAUGAAAGGCAAGUCACUAGGAUGGCCUAACACAUUCUCCACUGCAGACAGUCUAUUCACAGAACACCUUAACUCCCUCUAUGCAUUAUUCUGUAAAGGGAAAACCACUCAUCGUGUUUCAUCUUUGGAUGGUUUUUUCACGGAUAAUGUUGCUGGCGAUCCGACCCAGUUCUUGCUGCCAUGGCUCGAAUGCAGAUACGUUUACAUCCCACUCAAUCUGAAUUCUAAGCAUUGGGUUCUAGUGGUUUUAGAUGUUCCUGCUAGGAUUUUGCGUGUCUAUGAUACCAACAACCGCCAUGCAUCUAUGUCCAGUAAAAUUAGUGAUGAAAUGCAGGGGAUUAUUCACUACUUACCAUUACUACUGGGUGAGUUGCAUUCCACAGCUAACCCCCAAGUCCCUGCAGUGACUACACCAUAUACGUGCACUAUGGUUAAGAACGUCCCACAACAACUAAAUGGUGGUGAUUGUGGUUUCCUCAUGCUCAAGAUGGCUGAAAGCUUGCAGAUGGGGUUUGGGAUCUCAUUCAUCUCUCCAGCCACUGUUCCAGAAUAUCGCGCUAAAUGGGCACACAAGCUUCAUAGUUACGGUUCAAAACGUGCGGCGCAAAAACAUUGAAACUGACAUUAUUGUUGCUACUCCAGAAACAAAAUUUUGUUUACGUUUAUGCCAUUUCAAAUACUUACCUUACAUUGGAUGUAUGUUUUAUCCAUUUCACUUUUUACGUUAAAGUACUAUUUCGACUCUACUGUUUUGUUGUGUGCAAUGAUAUCACAUUGCAUUUUGAC
Molecule: messenger RNA, 3336 nt
Organism: Cuscuta europaea
Lineage: Eukaryota; Viridiplantae; Streptophyta; Magnoliopsida; Solanales; Convolvulaceae
Source: the annotation of a GenBank genome assembly